Molecule: messenger RNA, 369 nt
Organism: Cinara cedri
Lineage: Eukaryota; Metazoa; Arthropoda; Insecta; Hemiptera; Aphididae
Source: the annotation of a GenBank genome assembly
CAUGGAACUCGUGUGUACCACCAUUUUCUUAAAUAUUUAGCACAAAAAACAAAUGGCCAGGACGAAAAAAAAAAUCCAGACAAAGAUCAAAAACAAUGGAAAAACUGUAAAAUAUGGAUAGAAAACGUGUCAAAAUUACCAUUCGUAGGGAAAAAUGUUAUGUUAAUAGGAGAACAAUAUAUCAAUGCUUACUACUAUAUGAAGGAUUGCGAUACUAUGAUACGCGAUUAUAAUGCCUUUUAUGAUUUUUUCAUGGACAAAUAUAAAGACAUUAAUCCAGAUACUAAAUAUAAUAAUUUACGUCAGAGUUGUGAUAUGUUCCUGAGACUAAAUUCGCAAUAUAGAUUCAUGGAUAAACUUUCAAAUUAA